AUGUAUUUACCUAUUAUUUAUAAGAGAAAAUUUUGACAAAUUUUAACCUAGACCUGCACUGAACUAUUUAACAAUCGUUAUCAAAUCAUAUCUAAUAAACCAGUGAUAAUAUAAUCACGACCUCCAACUUAGCACACGUAACUAGAGAUGACUCUUAAAACCAACGCGGACAGCCGUAACAGCCGAAAAGGAAACGGCAGUUAUUUAUCGGAUACGAAUUUUUCUUUCAACAUAAAAUGAAAAUUACUUAUUUAUUUCUAUUAAUAAAAGUAGUAUCUUUUGUGAAAUGCGCGAAAAUCCUGGCAGUGUUCCCUAGUCCUGGCUACAGUCAGUUUAUUAUGGGUGAAAAACUAAUGGAGGAGCUUGUUAGGAGAGGACAUGAAGUGACUGUUAUUAGCGCGUUCAAGCCCACUAAAGAUAUUAAGAACUACACACUGAUUUUGGUUGAUGGCCUCCAUGAGACCCUUACAGGUGAUUUAUAUCUUCAAGAAGACGCAAAUCCAUUUAAAUCAAUAUUGUACCUUGAGGAAUUGGGACAGUUGAUCACAGAGCAUACUUUAGCUCACGAGAAAGUACAGCAACUAAUUCAUUCCAAUGAAACCUUCGACCUGGUAUUUGUAGAAAUACUGGUAAACGAGGCCCACAUGGGGUUUGCAGCACAUUUCAAGGCACCACUAGUCAGUUUCUGUUCGAUAGGGUUUUCCGAAUGGGAUGCGCAAUUCGUCGGCAACGUGCGACUUCCAUCAGUCAGUCCCUUAUCCCUUUCAUCGUACACAGAAAGAAUGACGUUCGUUCAGAGACUACAUAACGCUCUUCUGAAUUGGUUUCAUGCAAUCUAUAAGGAAGUGGUGUCAUAUCCUCAUCAACAGAAACUAUUAACUAAAUAUUUUCCAGGAAACUUAAAUCUGAAGGAUGUCAUUUAUAACGUUAGCAUAAUGCUACAGAAUUCCCAUGCCAGCACCACUUUUCCUUCGACCCUGACAACUAAUGUUAUAGAAAUUGGAGGGUUUCAUAUUACUAAUAAGGAGCUUCCCAGUGACAUUAAGAAAUAUUUAGAUGAAGCUACCGAAGGAGCUAUAUUCUUCAGUAUGGGCACCAAUUUGAAGUCUGCUGACUUACCGAAACACAAACUGGACGGAAUCCUGAAGGCUUUCUCUAAACUGAAGCAAAGGGUUUUGUGGAAAUUUGAAAGAAUGGAUAUUCCUAACAAACCAGAAAACGUUUUCAUAUCAAAGUGGAUGCCACAAACUGAUAUAUUAGCCCAUCCGAAUAUAGUUGCAUUUAUUACACACGGUGGUCUGCUGAGUACUACAGAGGCCAUAUAUUAUGGCGUUCCGAUGAUAGGAAUUCCAGUAUUUGUCGAUCAGAAGAUGAAUGUGGCCAGAUCUGUUGAAAAACAGAUUGCCGUACAUUUACCGUUAAAGGAAUUAUCAGAAGAAUCUCUGUCUGAAGCUUUAAAACAGAUCUUGACGAAUCAAAGGUAUUCAAAAAAUGCGAAGGAGUUGUCUAACGUAUUUAAUGACCAAAUGGCAAAGCCUCUGGAUGUGGCAGUGUUCUGGAUGGAAUAUGUUAUAAGACACGGUGGAGCACCUCAUCUAAGAAAUGCUGCUAUAGAAUUGUACUGGUUUCAACUGUACCUUCUAGACGUUAUAGCUUUUAUUAUAAUAUGUAUCGUGACGUUUUGUUAUGCUGCCAAGUUACUUGUAAGACGAUUGAUUAGCAACGUACCCUUGAGAAAUCGAAAACAAAAAAUUAACUAGAUAUUACCAAUUGAUAAGAAAACCAGAAGGAAUAUUGUAAACAUAAUUUGUAUUUAAUGAGUGGCCAAUAAAAUACUGACAAAGAUAAG
Anoplophora glabripennis (Asian longhorned beetle) is the source of this 1849-nucleotide messenger RNA. Its product is annotated as UDP-glucuronosyltransferase 2B1. Bases 237 to 1760 code for a protein of 507 amino acids. Lineage: Eukaryota; Metazoa; Arthropoda; Insecta; Coleoptera; Cerambycidae. Gene Ontology annotation, molecular function: UDP-glycosyltransferase activity. The transcript is spliced from 4 exons. The record is from RefSeq and is a predicted model, not a curated record.